Molecule: messenger RNA, 222 nt
Organism: Coprinopsis cinerea okayama7#130
Lineage: Eukaryota; Fungi; Basidiomycota; Agaricomycetes; Agaricales; Psathyrellaceae
Exons: 4
Coding region: 1-222 (73 amino acids)
Source: RefSeq, a predicted model, not a curated record
AUGUAUCGUCGGAUUCCCACAAAACGUCUGCAAAGUCCUGGUCAAACGAUUUCAGAAUUGAGGAAACGCCAUUCGCACUCGUAUCGAGUUAUGAGUCACUUCGACAUUCUCCCCCGCGUAAUGCCCAAGGGUGCCGUUGAGGCUAUCUUCCCAUGUCGAUUCGAAAUCUACGUUGAAUCCCCACAUCAACAAAUGCCCAAUGGUGUCCUCAACGUUAUGUGA